Molecule: messenger RNA, 1074 nt
Organism: Diaporthe amygdali
Lineage: Eukaryota; Fungi; Ascomycota; Sordariomycetes; Diaporthales; Diaporthaceae
Product: porphobilinogen deaminase
Exons: 1
Coding region: 1-1074 (357 amino acids)
Biological process (GO): heme biosynthetic process
Cellular component (GO): cytoplasm
Molecular function (GO): hydroxymethylbilane synthase activity
Source: RefSeq, a predicted model, not a curated record
AUGGCAGCCGUGGUAGACGCGGCGCCCGCGGCGCCCCUCUCCUCGGGCAAGACCAUCCGCGUGGGCACGCGGCGGUCGGGCCUGGCGCUGAAGCAGUGCGAGAUCGUCAUCUCGACCCUGUCCAAGACGCACCCGCACAUCAACUUCGAGACGGUGACGGUGUCGGUGAUGGGCGACCGCGACAAGACGACGCCGCUGCCGGCCCUGGGCAAGGGCCUGUGGACGUCGGAGCUCGAGGCGAUGCUGACGAGCUCGCCGCCCGAGCUGGACAUGAUCGUGCACUCGCUCAAGGACAUGCCCACCUCGCUGCCGGACGGCUGCGUGCUGGGCUGCGUGACCAAGCGCGAGGACCCGCGCGACGUCGUCGUCUUCCGCGCCGGCCACGCCGGCAGGUACGCGAGGCUGGCGGACCUGCCCGACGGCGCCGUCGUUGGCACCAGCAGCGUGCGCCGCUCCGCCCAGCUGCGCCGCAAGUACCCGGGCCUGGUGUUCAAGGACGUGCGCGGCAACAUCGACACGCGCCUGCGCAAGUGCGACGACGAGACCCUCGGCUACGACGCCAUCAUCCUCGCCGCCGCGGGGCUGCUGCGCAUGGACGUCGGCCACCGCAUUGGCCAGUACCUCGAGUCGACGAGCGAGGGCGGCGGCAUGCUGCAUGCCGUGGGGCAGGGCGCGCUGGGUAUCGAGGUGCGGUCUGACGACGAGACCACGUUGUCGCUGCUGAAGGGCGUGCUGGAUACAGAGACCAUGCUCGCGUGCGAGGCGGAGAGGACCGUCAUGAGGACGCUCGAGGGUGGCUGCAGUGUGCCGAUCGGCGUCGAGACGGACUGGGUGCCUGGUGAGGAAGGUAAGGGACAGGCCCUGAGGAUGAGGGCCACAGUCGUCAGCCUGGACGGAUCACAAGGCGCGGAGACGGAGGUCACACAGGAGGUAGCAGAUGCCGAAGGCGCGGAGGAGUUGGGCAAAAAGGUCGCAUCGAUUCUCGUCGAGAAGGGCGCAGGCCAGAUCCUCGAGGCUAUCAAUAAGACAAGGGCGGAGACGCCUGCGGGCAUCUCUGCAGCAGCGGCGACGUGA